GCUCCACCAGUGAGGUUAGGGUGUGCUGGAGGUCCUUCUCCAAAUGCCAACAGAAAAAAAAACAGGAGAAAAAUUAGCAAUAAAUCCUCAAAUGUUCCGUCCUGGAACGUGAAGUAUUUGGGAAAGUUAUCUAACUGUUAUCAAGUUGAAUAUAAAUUGUGAUAAUUAUACAUCAACAGUGAGGUGAGAGAUGCAGACAUGAGCUCAGAGGAGGAGCCAGAGGAGCAGACACCGCCCACCUGCGAUCUGCUCAGCCUUCUGCUGAGGAACAGACGCCCCACUGGAGCUGUCAAUGAGGUUUGGCCCAACCUCUACAUCGGAGACGCGGCUACGGCUCAGGAUAAAACCCUGUUAGCCAGUCUGGAAAUAACACACGUGGUGAACGCCGCCGACGGCCGCCAGCACAUUGACACGGGGCCACGGUUCUACAGAGACACCAGCGUCCGGUACCACGGAGUACAAGCAGCAGACUGCAAAGACUUUGACUUGAGCCCAUUCUUCACGGAGACGGCUGAUUUCAUUCAUGAUGCUCUGAGUCAGGAAGGUAAGGUGCUGGUCCAUUGUGCUCGAGGAAUCAGCCGCUCAGCGACUCUGGUGCUGGCCUUCCUCAUGAUCAAAGAAAGACUUUCCCUGGUGGAGGCCGUGGAGGUUGUUUCCAGCCGCAGAAACAUUCUUCCAAACGUUGGAUUUCUGAACCAGCUCUGCCUCCUCGACUCGUCCUUGACCCGGCAGAGGAGGACGAAGCGCUGAGAGGUGGAGGAGAGACGUGGAUGUUGUUGAGUUUUUAUCACUUUUAUGUUUCCGUCAUCGUAGAUUCUCGGCCAUAAAGGUCAUUUUAACCCUGAGAGCUUCUUCAGAAAGUACGUUUUUCUUGAAGACAUCUUCAGACAUCCAGUUGCCUUCUGCUAACAGCUCUUGUGAUCAUCCUUCUCGUUAUCUAUUUAACUAACCAGCAUCCCUCAGUGUGGAUUUUUAGGAUGUAUUUUCUACCUUGCAGGCAGUCAUUGUUUUCCAUUAAUUGCUGAGCAUGAAAAUCAAUUAGCCCACUUUUGCUUGAGUUGUGUAAUUAACUGCUCCAAAAACUCCCAUUACAAUAUAAUGAUAUGCUGUUUAUGAGGAGAUUAAAUUAAAAAAAAAAAAAAAACUACACUGUAUUACAUCAUAAUGUAAUUUUGCCAAAAAUAGAGGAAGAAGCCUGGAUGUUGGCGGCGGUGGAUUACGCAGGUUUGGAGGACGCUGCACAGCUGCAGGCUCCAAACUUCAGUUACAUAAAUAAAGACAGAAAACCAGCUGAAGAUUUGA
This is a messenger RNA of Stegastes partitus (bicolor damselfish), 1302 nucleotides long. RefSeq names its product dual specificity phosphatase DUPD1-like. Gene Ontology annotation, cellular component: cytoplasm. Gene Ontology annotation, biological process: negative regulation of MAPK cascade; protein dephosphorylation. The coding region runs from base 199 to 750 and encodes 183 amino acids. The transcript is spliced from 3 exons. Gene Ontology annotation, molecular function: MAP kinase phosphatase activity; protein tyrosine/serine/threonine phosphatase activity. Lineage: Eukaryota; Metazoa; Chordata; Actinopteri; Pomacentridae. The record is from RefSeq and is a predicted model, not a curated record.